Messenger RNA from Hippocampus zosterae (dwarf seahorse), 6989 nucleotides. It is a transcript of the gene npas2, whose product is annotated as neuronal PAS domain protein 2. The record is from RefSeq and is a predicted model, not a curated record. NCBI's taxonomy places the organism in Eukaryota, Metazoa, Chordata, Actinopteri, Syngnathiformes, Syngnathidae. Gene Ontology annotation, biological process: circadian regulation of gene expression; regulation of transcription by RNA polymerase II. The coding region runs from base 1326 to 3977 and encodes 883 amino acids. Gene Ontology annotation, molecular function: protein dimerization activity; DNA-binding transcription factor activity, RNA polymerase II-specific; RNA polymerase II cis-regulatory region sequence-specific DNA binding. The transcript has 22 exons. Gene Ontology annotation, cellular component: CLOCK-BMAL transcription complex; cytoplasm; nucleus.
AAUGUUUGCAACUCAGAGACAGACCAACUACGAGAUCAAACUUUACCUGUCACUGUAAAACCCACAGAGACAUGUAACUCAAGAUGAACAUGACUACAAAGCUGUGUAAGAUCUCUUAAGAAUCCUUCCAGGAUUGCAUGAUGAAAAAGCAAAAAAGGCUGGGAAAGUUAAUGCUUCAGGCACGAUUUAAUUCAAGUCAAAUAUAAAGUCUCUUCCUCAAAACAACUUUGCAGAUUGACGGACAAUUGUCCGUCUGAAAUUUAUCCCGUUCGUGACACCAGUCCUGCAACAUGUCUGACACAUAUUGUGUGUGAUUUAUUCCCAACUCUGGUAUUUAACAUCUGACGUUUUUGCAAGUUAUUAUUGAAUCGAGGCAACAAAAACAUUCAGAUGCUGGUCAACCAUCAGCUCCUGCAAUUAGUCAUGCACACUCUUGACCCACAUUUGGUGGAAAGGCAACCGGGAAGUUGUAAAAAGUCAGCCUGGAAAGCAACACAAAUUGAGCUUCUUGUUAUGCUCAGGGGAUUGAAGUGUCUUCUUGCGUGGUCGCACAGUUAAAUCUCCCUUCCAUCCCUCUUUCUUAGAUGAAAAUAAAAGGUUUAUAGUCAGGGUCAGACGGGCUAAUCGGCUGUCUUGCAAUCUAAUGUCAGCGUGUCUCUUUCGGAUAAGCUCUGACAACUGCUCUGACUUACUGUGCUCCCUUUUUUUUUUGGUUCUCCAUAUUUCAACGCCAAAAAUGCUCACUGUAAACAAAGGACAUUGUGCAUCACAGCACGUGUUAAAGAUUACAACUGUCCCCUCCUCCUGGUGCCUACAGCUUCUUGCUGUUGUCGACUAUUGGAGCUACCAGCUGACCUACUUUCUCCCUCGCAGCCGCUCGCUGCUGUUUACAAGUCCCGCCGAGAGAAUAGUGGACCUCGCGGCCCGCGAAAGCGAACGCACGCGAAAGUGGAUGAUUAUUAUCAUUAUUUUUAAAUUCCCUUUCUUUCUCGGCGUGGCGGAGGAGAAACUAGCCGAGCCGGAACCUGUCAACGGCCGGCCUUUUGCAAUAAAUGCACCUUAUUAACUCGUUAUGCAAUUUAACGCGUUCGAUGCCAGGUUCUCGCGCACAGAGAGCUGCGCAAUCCUUGCCACCUUUUAGUUUGCGACGGAUAAAAACACUAUGAGCGCAGUGGUCCUGUUUUAUAGGCGUGGGUGUGCGUUUUCUACCGGACUUCCUUUUUGUGCAAGAAUUCGGCCUUUGUUCGGCUGCCGGAGCACAUUCGUUUUGUGUGAAGGCGCGCUCAGAUGAGGUUUGCACGGAUGAGACUAGAGAAAGGGCCUGGAUGGGAAAGAGCGUGAGUAUGGACAACCUUUUGGACUUUGGAGGCCCCUGUCCUUCCAGCCGCAGAGACUGGGAUUCCAGCAGCUGCAUGGAUGAUUUGAUGGAUGAAGAUGAGAAAGACAGGGCAAAAAGGGCAUCCCGAAACAAAUCAGAAAAGAAAAGAAGAGACCAGUUCAAUGUGCUUAUCAAGGAGCUAUGCACCAUGCUGCAGGGCCAAGGCCAUCCUCGCAAGAUGGACAAGUCCACCAUACUACAAAGAACCAUCGACUUCUUACAGAAACAAAAAGACAUCAGUGCUCAGAAUGAAACGUGUGACGUGAGACAAGACUGGAAGCCUUCAUUCCUCAGCAACGAGGAGUUCACCCAGCUCAUGCUCGAGGCACUGGAUGGUUUCUUGAUCGCGUUAACUACAGAUGGAAACAUCAUAUACGUGUCGGAUAGUGUGUCUUCACUUAUUGGACACUUGCCGUCAGAUAUGGUGGACCAAAAUAUCUUAAAUUUCCUCCCGGAGCUAGAACACGGAGAGGUGUAUAAGCUGCUAUCAUCCCACAUGCUGAUGACUGACCCCAUUGCUGCUGACUUCCUGACCAGUGAGGCACAUGUGGAAUUUUGCUGUCACCUUGCCCGAGGUAACAUCGAUCCAAAAGAGCCGCCUGUGUACGAGUAUGUCAAGUUUGUCGGAGAUUUCAAGUUUCAUAACAAUGUGCCUACGUCCUCUUGUAAUGAGGUUGAAUUGACGUUACCAAGAAGCCUGCAGACGUCGCUGGAGGAGCAGGCCUGCCUCAUUGCCACUGUGCGAUUAGUCACGCCGCAGUUUCUCAAGGAUUUGUGCAAUGUGGAUGAUCCUUGCGAUGAAUUCACGUCCAGACACAGUCUCGAAUGGAAGUUUCUGUUUUUAGAUCACAGAGCUUCUCCAAUCAUCGGAUAUUUACCCUUUGAAGUUCUUGGAACAUCAGGCUACGAUUACUAUCAUGUGGAUGACUUGGAGCUUAUAGCUCAAUGUCACAAGCAACUAAUGCAGUUUGGAAAGGGUAAAUCCUGCUAUUAUCGCUUUCUGACGAAGGGUCAGCAGUGGAUUUGGUUGCGGACGCACUCCUACAUUACUUAUCAUCAAUGGAACUCCAAACCUGAGUUCAUCGUGUGUACUCACACUGUUGUCAGUUAUGCUGAAGUACGAGCUGAAAGGAGGCGAGCUUUUGGCCUUGAGGAGUUGUCUCCUCCUGAGAUAGCUCCCUCCUCUGUGAAGGCCCAAGAGUUAUACUUGGACAUGUGCUCCACACUGGAUCCGCCACCGGACAGAAACAGCGGUGCACGUUCGGUCUCCUCCCACAGCUCUCGGAAAUCCUCCCACACAGCACUGUCAGACUCCGCGUCAGCAAACUCGUACACAGACACCUGCACACCAUCAUGGCAGUUGACUUCUAUUGGGACUGAGAGGACACCUGCCAGACUCCAAGUUAGUCGUUCAAAGAAUUCAAUCCAAAGACAAAAUUCGUUUGACCUGGUGCCCCAAAUGAGCCUCCCUAUUUCUCCUGCAUGCAGCAAGAACACAGCGAUGCAACAGCAAACGCACCAACAGUCGUCCAUGUUUCAGCUGCAGCAGCCUCAGCUGGGUGUCAUGAACCAGCUGAAGGAGCAACUAGAGGAAAGGACACGCAUCCUGCAGGCCGACAUAAAGACGCAGCAGCAGGAGCUGCAUGACAUCAAGGAGAAGCUUCACCUCGCUAAUCUUCAGAUGUUGCUACAACAGCCUAUCCACAAUGAAAUUGGCCAACAGCCGUCGCAGCAGCAGCAGCCGCAACAACCGCCGCAGCAGCAGCAGGGCCCGGGCAGGCCAGCCUCACAGAGCCAAUCAGGGGUCAUCAGGCAGCUCGCAGGCCACCCGAAGCCACCGUCCUGCGGUGCUCACAGUACGUCCCCUCACUCGCUUCUGAGAGAGAACAGCUCGCCCUCGACGCAGGUCCCACAGAGGAUAUCUCGAAGCGGUCAGGUGCAGUCAGUGAGUUUGCCAGUGCAGACCAACACGAGUCUGACCAUGCCCCUCUACAGCAACCCCAUGAUGUUUUCUCAGACCAACACGAGGCCUCUACAUGACGCAAACCAAAGACACGCGAACAAUGACUUCAGCCAAGAUGGACAACUCCGGAUGCUCCUGAACCAGCCAAUGCAGACACUGGUCCCCACGAGCAGUGGGUCCACGCAGUCCUCCCAGCAGUGCAACAUGGGCAUUCCCCAGACCAUAUAUACCUUAGAGCAGCAGAUCAUCACACCCUCGUUCCCCAUGCAACAGGUCAACUGCAACGCCGUGCUUGUGCCCUCUCAGGUGUUCACGUCGCCUAUAAUGAUCCCACACAACAGCUUCAUCUCCCACCAGUCGCAACAAAGCUAUCAGGCUCAGCCUCAGGCCUCCCAGCACUCCCUGCAUCUGCAGCAGCCCCAGCAGUUCUUUCAGAUGACUCAAGGACUUGUGCACAGCGGAUCCACUCCAGCAUUCUUACACACUGCCAACAUCCCACAACAGGGCACUGUGGGAUACAUCCAGCAGCAGCAGCAGCCGCAAACACAACAGCAACAGCCACAACAAAGACAAUACCAACAUUCCCAAAACCAGAAUGCUAAUGUUUCAGACUUGAGGAAUAUGCUAACGCGGUAGCACUGUGGAACUUGCAAGAGGACCGAGCUCUGCGGCCACAGUUGCUGUCGUUGGAAGUCAAAAUUGGCGUCGAGGCGGAAAACUGAUGAGAGCGCCUGAACAUUUGAUGUGAAGCUGCUCGCCUCCACGAAAAAGUGCCGGAGUAAAACGGCAACGGGAAAAGGACCUGAGGAAUGUGAUGAUGAGAGACGGGGCCUUUCAUCACCAGCCUGCAACACACUCAGCUGUCAUUGAAACAAGUGAAUUUAUCACCGCUGUCACAAGGACGCCACUUUCAUUUCUCAAGUGUCUGUUUGCACUUUUGGUACCAAGCCCCACCCAAGAAGAGGAUACAGUAUUUAUUUUUGCCUAUACGUUUAAUGUUAUAAAUGUUCCCUCUAAGCAGUGGCGUCACGGUGAUCUUAUUUUCCUGACAACCCCCUUCGGUGAAAUGCAGAGCAUUGCUUUUAAUUUUCCAUUUUGAUGAGUUGGAUGUCACUAAAUAUUUCAAACACGCACCCAGAUUUUGUUUGAAUGAAGAAGGGCUUCUUUAACAGCCGUUUCUUAACACGACUCCUCUGAUGAGCCCUGUAGCAGCACCCCUCCACUUGUUUCACAAUUAAAUGGAGGCGGGUGGGUUGUCCAAUGUGCCUUUUAACCAUACUUACUAGUACCAUGGUGCAGUUCCAAUGUUGUGUCUGACUACGGCUUUAAAAAUCCUGCUCAGGUCCAUUUGGAAUAAAAAGUUUAUUUUCAUUAAUGGUCAUUUAUAUAUAUAUAUUUUUGCCCACAUUAGAUUGAAAAGAAUUUAUGGUUAGAUUUGUAUCGGAGAUUAAAUAGAUAGAUCUAUGUAUAUUGGAUGCCUUUUUCAACCUUAACUUGCCCCCAUCAAACAACUGAAGCACUAGCAGCAAUGAUAUUCUCAUUAUUUUAUUAAAUAAUUUAUUUGCAGAAUACAUUUGUUGUAAAACAGACAUGGGAUUAAGAAAGCAGUUUUGUAUGUUGAGAUUAUGAUUCAUGUUGAUGUUCAUGCAGGAAUUGAUGGGUCACCACUUGUUUUAAAGUCUUACACCCACCUCAUUGCAUUUCAUUGAGAAAAUCCACUCACAAAGAAAGACGAGAACAGACUGGUGUGCCGUCUAAAAACAGUCAAUUCGUUAUGAACUAUACGCUGCAAUACACAGAGUUGACUCUGAAGCCAAAUGCUGAAAUUCAAUAAUUAUCGGAAAUAUACAAGUGUAUGUGUGUAAAAUGCAUUUUUCACUCCAAUCAAUUAGGAUAACAAAUGAUACAAAUAGGUGUGCCUUUACAAAGAUAAUCAUGCUCUAUUCUACUUAUGAAUAGUUAAUUGAAGACCAAGUUAUCACCAGUUCUGUUUGAGGUUCCAUCUCACCCCCGACUCUAAUGAGGACAAGUGCUAAAGAAAGCGGACGGAUGGACAUCAAAUGUAGUGUACUCAUUUAGCCUAGUGGUAUGUUGAUAUUGUGCUUUACGAGUUACUAUCUUUGUAAAGGCUCCCCGCUUGCUACAGCUUCACUUAUUGGAUUGUGCAAGUGUAACUUGUGAGUCACGAGUGAAAAACUGUUUACAAAAGUAUACGACAGGCUAGUGAGUGUAUAUGCAUAAUGUUAGCAUAUCACAGCUAAGCUGGACAUUUGAACUGCUGCUCACUACCCCAAAAUCAAACAGUUUAUUUUAUUCCUCAUGAGUAUUUCUGUCAUUAUUAUUUAUGACGGAAGCCUCUUUGCAGCACGCUCACUUGCCUGUCAGCUUUUUCCCCAGAGUUCUCAUUGUUUCCAUUUGAGUACAUGUUUUUUCUGCAGCGGUUGAGAACCACGGAGGAAGAAAACAAGCCCAGUAGCUACUUUUUGACUUAUGUGCAAUGUCCCUUUGAGAAUGUUAAUUUAUGCUGUAUAUUUACAAUGUUUCACUACAUGUGUGUAAAGAUGUGUACAUUACGCCACUAAUGGUACUGUGUAAAUUAUAUUUUUCUAACUUACCCUGACAUUCCUCCAGGCAGAGAACACAAUUAUUCCUUUCACAAUGAUUACAGCUUUGAGACUUGGGAAUGUGGUACAGCUUUUGAUUUUGAUGGCCGGGCAGGUUACAACAUCUUGUGCUUGACCCGUGACAUUCUGUUUUUUAAAGUUAAGCAGUGCCAUGCCAUCACGUGAUACAUUUGUUACGAUAUACAUGUCCUUAGGCAUAAUGACAUUUACCCUAAAGCUGUUGCUCAUCUAUCAUGAAGAUGGGGAGUUGAGGUUUUCACGUGUGGACCUUUGAGUCCACAUAUUUGUCUUGCAUCGAUAUUAAAUAAAACAUCUCACUUGUGACUGACUCAUAAAAGAGUCGACGCAGUGAAGUUAAACCUCCAUAAGAAUUUGCUUUAUCAAAUGAAAUGGCGUCCCUUUUCCCCCUGAAAUCUAGAUGCAAACGUUUACGCCCCCAAUCGGUGCAGUUUACGAGAAUAUUUGGCUCUAAAUGAGUGCGGUUUCAAAAACCAUCCCCUCACUUUCAGCUUCAUGGGCUUUUUCCAUUCAGUGUCAAUGGUUUUUGAAGGUUUUGAUUUUUCAAGUGACACUUUCCAUUUGUAUGUGAGAAAAUGAAGGCCAGCGGCUAAGGAACACAAACCUGCUACACAGCCAUUGCUGCCACUUCCGUGCAGAAAAGACAGUGAAUAUAUUGUAUAUUAGAAUGUACAAAAAAACACUAGAUGAUAUAGUUUAUUUUCUAUGUCUAAUAGAAUGCAUAUGUAUGUUACAUGAUUUUAAAAUUAAAGUAAUUUUGUAACAGAUAAUGAAGUGUCUUAUUAGUGGAGAUGAGGCUUUGUUGUGUUGAUGUUGCUCAGUCACUUUUAUGUACUUUUUCUGCCCAUGUAUUUACCAUUGAAAUAAGCUUUAAAAAUAUUGUUGAAAAUAUAAUAACAAAUUGAGUUUACAAACUAAAAUAUCUUGGUAUUAAUUAUGUUAUAUUGAAUUAUUUAUAAAUCAAUCUGGUUUGUGAAAUAUUUGGAAAUAAAUAUUUUCAAUCAUA